AUGCUGUGGCUCGUGUUGGCGGUGGCAGUGUUUGCCCUUCUGACGAUCAAGACGCUCCCGUUCGCGUACUUUGCCCGCUUCUACUUCCAGGUGCUCGUCACGGUCUUCUUGCCGAUGGCGCGGUUCUUCCGCAAUGGCAAGCAAAACACGUUUGGCUUCACCAAGCCCGGCGACGUGUUCUCGUGGGUGCCGUACCACCUGUACGUGCUGCCCCUCGAGAUCGACAUGUACUUGCACAAGCUGAACCUGACCUACUUCGCCGAUCUCGACAUUGCCCGCACCAAAUUGGUUUGCCAGAUCAUGCAGCGGAUGUUUAUUCGGUUCCGCAACAAUGACACUGGCGAGUUCAAGGGGAAGCUGGUCAAGAACUUUCCGUUUGUCCCCGUGGCGCUGAUCAAAGGGCUGUUCAAGCGCGAGAUGCUCGUGUUUUCUCGCUUCCAAAUCAAGUCCCGCUUUUUCGGGUGGGACGAUAACAAAUGGGUCUACGUGGUGUCUAAGUUUGUCACUGGUAGCGGCAAAAAUGAAAAAGUGAUGGGCAUUUUUGUCACCAAGUACUGCUUCAAGAAGAAAGGCCGCAUCACCAUCCGCCCGCGGGAAAUCUUACAGGAAAGCGGGUUCUUCACCGAGGAAGUGUACCAGCAGGGGCUCAAGCAAGGCGAGACCGCCUGGACCGACGACUGGGAUACCCUUUGUAAGAUUGCCGACGCCACCGAUUAG
Diutina rugosa is the source of this 717-nucleotide messenger RNA. RefSeq lists its product as uncharacterized. The coding region runs from base 1 to 717 and encodes 238 amino acids. NCBI's taxonomy places the organism in Eukaryota, Fungi, Ascomycota, Pichiomycetes, Serinales, Debaryomycetaceae. The record is from RefSeq and is a predicted model, not a curated record. The transcript has a single exon.